Molecule: messenger RNA, 6009 nt
Organism: Gadus macrocephalus (Pacific cod)
Lineage: Eukaryota; Metazoa; Chordata; Actinopteri; Gadiformes; Gadidae
Gene: mgat5
Product: alpha-1,6-mannosylglycoprotein 6-beta-N-acetylglucosaminyltransferase
Exons: 17
Coding region: 486-2717 (743 amino acids)
Biological process (GO): protein N-linked glycosylation
Cellular component (GO): Golgi apparatus
Molecular function (GO): alpha-1,6-mannosylglycoprotein 6-beta-N-acetylglucosaminyltransferase activity
Source: RefSeq, a predicted model, not a curated record
GCUAGGGUACAACAACGCUCGCGCUGCUGAACAGAAACCGUUCCCCGCGGUCUCGAGAAGACGUGUGCCGCGUCGUCCCCUCCGUCCCUCGGAUUUCCUCCAGUAUCACCGACGUUGAUCGAUAUAAAUGAAUAUUUUCUGAAAGGCAGAAUAUAGCCAGCGUCUGCAGCCGGCCUCCUGGGAUGAGCCUGAGAGAUAACCAUGGCCCUGAGAAGGAGAGCGUACCCGUGAGGCCUCCACGCCAAACUCCCACGCCGCCACCGUCAACAACAGCCGCCGUUGUUGCCUCGGACACCCACCCAACCAUGCCCCUUCUCCCCUCCUGAUUAUCUCCCCCCUGCCCCCCCUCCCCCUCCCACCCUCUCCCCUUGACCUCAGCCUCCCUUCAUCCUCCCCUUAACCCCCUCCCCCCCCCCCCCUUCCCUUCCCCCCACCCAGCCUCCCCACCCCUCCACCCCAGAACCAGGGGGUAAGAGAUUGUUGUCAUGGCCACCCCCUUCCUGUGGAAGCUGUCUUCCCAGAAGCUGGGCUUCUUCUUGGUCAGCUUCGGCUUCAUCUGGGGCAUGAUGCUGCUGCACUUCACCAUCCAGCAGCGUGCCAGCCACGAGAGCAGCACCAUGCUGCGCCAACAGAUCCUGGACCUCAGCAAGCGCUACAUCAAGGCCCUGGCCGAGGAGAACCAGAGUGUGAUGGACGGGCCCUACGUGGGCACCAUGACGGCCUAUGACCUGAAGAAGACCCUGGCCGUGCUGCUGGACAACAUCAUGCUCCGGCUGGGCAAGCUGGAGUCCAAGGUGGACAACAUCUACAACGGCACAGGGGGGAACCUGACCAACGGCACCGGGGCCGUCACAGCCGCGCCCAGCGCUACCAACGCAGAGAAGGUCAACGUCGCCGAUCUUCUGAACGGGGCCCAGGAGAAAUGUGAGCUUCCACCAAUGGACGGAUUCCCUCACUGCGAGGGGAAGGUCAAGUGGAUGAAGGACAUGUGGCGGUCUGACUCCUGCUACAACAACUACGGCGUUGACGGCUCCACCUGCUCCUUCUUCAUCUACCUAAGCGAGGUUGAGAACUGGUGUCCCCGUCUGCCCUGGAGAACCAAGACCCUGGCCCAGGAGCUGGACCGGAGAGGACAGACGGAGGUCCGGACCAGCUUCGAUGAGCUGCACCGUGUCAUGUCCCGGCGGGAGGAGUUCCGCUGGAUGAUGCUGCGGAUCAAGCGCAUGGCUGAACCCUGGCUGUCGGCCGCACGCUCCCUCGCCUCCAAGCAGGACCUCGGCAAGCGCCACAGGAAGAAGAUCCUGGUGCACCUGGGCCUCCUCACCAAGGAGUCAGGUUUCAAGAUUGCGGAGAACGCCUUCAGCGGCGGGCCCCUGGGGGAGCUGGUGCAGUGGAGCGACCUCAUCACCACCCUCUACCUGCUGGGCCACGACGUGCGCAUCUCCGCCUCCCUGGCCGAGCUCAAAGAGAUCAUGCGCCGUGUGAUGGGGAACAAGUCCAGCUGCCCCACCCAGGGGGACAAGGUUGUGGAGCUCAUCUACAUCGACAUCGUGGGGCUCACACAGUUCAAAAAGACCCUGGGGCCCUCCUGGGUGCACUACCAGUGCAUGUUACGGGUGCUGGAUUCCUUCGGCACGGAGCCAGAGUUUAACCACGCCCACUACGCCCAGUCCAAGGGCCACAAGACUCCCUGGGGAAAGUGGAAUCUGAACCCGCAGCAGUUCAACACCAUGUUCCCCCACACCCCAGACAACAGCUUCCUGGGCUUCGUGGUGGAGCAGCACCUCAACGCCAGCGAUAUACGACACAUCGACGACAUCAAGCGGCAGAACCAGUCGCUGGUCUAUGGAAAGGUGGACAACUUCUGGAAGGACAAGAAGAAGUACCUGGACCUCAUCCACAGCUACAUGGAGGUUCACGGCACCGUGCACGGCACCAGCACCGUCCACCUGCCCAGCUACGUCAAGAACCACGGCAUCCUGAGCGGCCGAGACCUGCAGUUCCUCCUCAGGGAGUCCAAGCUGUUUGUGGGCCUGUCUUUCCCCUACGAAGGCCCCGCCCCCCUGGAGGCCAUAGCAAAUGGUUGUGCGUUCCUCAACCCCAAGUUCACCCCUCCCAAGAGCAGCAAGAACGCAGACUUCUUCAAGGGAAAGCCCACUAUGAGAGAGCUCACCUCCCAGCACCCCUAUGCAGAGCUGUACAUUGGGCUCCCCCACGUCUGGACGGUGGACAUCGAGAAACCUGCCGAGGUGGAGCAGGCCAUCCGCACCAUCCUCAGCCAGAAGAUUGAACCCUACCUGCCCUACGAGUUCACCUGUGAAGGCAUGCUGCAGAGGGUCAACGCCUUCAUCGAGAACCAGGACUUCUGCCACGGCCAGGUGAUGUGGCCCCCGCUCAGCGCCCUGCAGGUGAAGCUGGCCGAGCCCGGCCACUCCUGUAAGCAGGUGUGCCAGGAGGAGCAGCUCAUCUGUGAGCCCUCCUUCUUCCAGCAUCUCAACAAGGACAAGGACCUGGCCCGGUUUGGGGUGGACUGCCAGACGGUAGAGUCCAGCGCUGACACCCUGGUGCCGGCCUACAGCGAGGAACGGCGCCACUGCAUCUUCCAGCAGGACCUGCUGCUGUUCAGCUGCGCCGGGGCCCACCCCUCGCUGCGCCGCGUCUGCCCCUGCCGCGACUACAUGAAGGGUCAGGUGGCGCUCUGCCAGGGCUGCCUAUAGCCCCGCCCACAGGGGGGGACACGGGAGGGGAGACACACGCCCCAAAACCCCCGCCCCGAAAAACCCCGGCCCUUAGGGGAGAGCAUGCCCUGUGAGCGGCCCCCAGCCCCGCCCCCGUCUGGGAAGAUUGUUGUGGGGGUGUGUGUGUGUUGUCAUUCUCACACGCGCACACACAUACACAAACACACGCACAUGAAGAGGAGGUGGAUUUGGAGUGAGCCUUGUGAUGACAGUCGAAAGAGGAGGAGCUACAGAGAGACGUGUAAAGCCCUAUUUGACAGACGCACGCACACACACUCAAGGACGAGGAGAAUCUCCCCCCCUCUAUGAAAUCAGCUGAGAGUAACCAGAGGUGUCUUCACCUCUGCCCGUCUCCACAGCAACUCGAUGCGGAGAACCUGAGGCGAGCACAAGAGAAAGACACACACACACACACACACACACACACACACACACACACACACACACACACACACACACACACACACACACACACACACACACACACACACACACACACACUCCUCUCCUCUGUAGCGAAAUGAUUCAGACUAUUUGUGGCCCUGAAGGUAGUUUUACACUGGACUGUGAGGCACAAAGGCCCUGACCUCUGACCCCACACAUACUCUGACUAACAUACAUACACUCACAAAAAGACACACAAAUAAGCGCAAUUACUUCACACACAAACACCAAAUGUACACACACAAAAACAUAACACAGGCAAGCGAGCACACACACACACACACGGGGCAGACUGCAGGCCUUAAGAUAUAGUUUUACACUGUACUGACUGGCUUCUUGCCUGGCUCAAAACCAGACAAAUAUCGUAGAUUUAUUUCUUUUUUAUUUGUAUUAUUAUUAUUAUUCUGAUGAUUGUUAUCUCUGCUUUGAAUGGUUGCCAGACACAUCUUCAAAUCAGUCUGCUUUUUAUUUUCUUCUGCUCUGCAACGGUUGUGAUGUGCCAAGGAGAUCGUCAUGGCGACAGUGACGUCGGCGAGGAGACCCUUGUGGGGGGGGGGGGGUAGUUUCCCGCAUUAUUUAUAUUUUCCAGUUGAACGGGCGUACCGAUAACACAUGAUGAAAAACAGGAUCUUCAGUGCGGUUGAGCGAGCGAAGCCUGUAGAGAAACACAAUCAAAUGCCUCGUUUUGGAUCAAGCAUUUGUUUUACAACAAAUUUCCUGACGUUGAACCUCCCACCGGAAGUGGGAGGGGCUUGGAGCUGCCGCUGUCAUAUCUGUGAUUUAAUGAGGGUUUAUGCUACACAACCUGGACUGAACUAGGGUACCGUUUGAAAACAAGAUUUGUUUCUCCGGCCGAUUGAUGACAUACGGACAGAGGUGUGUCUGUUUAUGAAUGAACUCCCACGCAAAAAAAAGGCUGUGAAAAAAGUUGAUGAAUAAAAAAGUAGGUUUGCGUAAAAUGUCGAUUUAUUGCGCAUCGGUGUAGAGUUCGCGUCCUGGCGCUGUUGUUGAUCUUGUUUCGCUAGGUUGUCCGGAAUAGUGGAACGCGCACUAAUACCACCUCGACAGCUGGGGUAAAAACGAUGUGAAAACACAUCGGUUUUAGAUUUGCCUGCAGCCUAUUCAGGAGAAGAAAUAUUUAAGAUCAAUACAAAAACCAUAGUAGUAGGUAGGCCUACCGGUCAUCAAUGAAAAAAUGCACUGUUAAUCUAUUUAGAGAUUUAACAAAAUGAUUAGUCACACUAUAUAUUGUUAAUAUGGGUUAUCAAAUUAUUAUCCUUUAUAUUUAUUUUGUAUACAGAACUUUAUCUUUUUUUUUUAAUUAAAAUCUGUUUAUUUAUGGGAGGGAUUUCUUUUUCAUUUUAUUUUCUUUGUAUAUAUUUAAUUUAUGGUGAGAGGGAUAGUAGAAGCGAGAGAAAGACGGUAACCAGAUUUAUUUGUUUUUCCAUCACCAUGUUUUGUUCAGGAAACAGACCGAUGUGGCAGACACAUGCUAACAAUCGCAGCACGAGGUAGGCCUACACGCAGACCAGUAUCUCAAUGUUUGAAACUAACUUGGUCUUUCUGUUACCUUCUGUUGUCUCCGUAACUCAGAAGUCAGUUUGAGUGGCAGCGUUACGUCAUUCCAAAGUUAUUUAGAAAGCGAGCAGAGGCCGUCUAGGGUUUAUUGUUGUGAGAUAAUCCUCUUCAUCGUCGUGUUCUGACCAGAUCUGGAGAUGUCUACACAUGAUGGUGAUGGAUGGCUAUAACAUGUCGGCCUACCUGAGGAAUAACAUGCAUACCACAUGUUUAUGACUCAGUCGUCUCCCACCAUUAAAGCCUGCGCUGCUCACAGUAAAAGCCUGUUUCUGUGCACGCAAACACUUUGUUCACAUCAAAAUAAAAUGUAUACAGCUCAUGGACCGUUAUAACCAUAAAAAUCAUAUACAAAUCACCUGUUCUGAAUAUGUGGGUUUGGUGGAUAAAUGGUUCCACUCCCUCCAUGUCCAUGUGCAGAACGAUACCCAUGUAUGGCCGACUGACGGAUCAACUCUGGUGAGGUUUGUCGUGGGUUCAUCAGCCAAGUCGGUUCUAUGAACAUCGUCAUGUGCCUUUUAUUUCCCUUUAUGUUCUGCUUCAGGCUUGGCUUAGGCAGUCCCCAUGUUCAGACCACAGACGCUGGGUGGACAUGUGCGAGUCCCGUGGAGGGUUAGGACUUUCGUUGGAGGGAAUCUGAAAUAAUCAUGCGAUAAUCAUGCGUCCUAUUUACUAUGUUGUCACUGCAUUUAAUUAGAUCUGUCAAUAUUCCAAUCGAUUGUCAAUCCAGGACUUGAGGUAUAUUCUGUUUCCAUAGUCGUAAGCUAUUAUUAUUAUUGAUGGUAAAGAUUAAUAUUUCCAAUAGGGCAGAUAUAAAGUUUUGAGCUGUGGUGCAGAAGGGCCUUGUUCACUUCUUGCUAAUCGCGCUAGCCCUGUUCUGUUAAAGCAUUUCAUUGUUUUCUGUAUCAAUGUUGUUGGUUUUUUUAUCGGUGGGUAUUAUACAGUUCUUCGGUGUAUAACUUGGCGAAACAUAAAACUUUAUUCACUAUUUCUUUCUUUGUUAUUUUUUCAUUUAGUUUACCGAAUUAAUCCUCUUUGGGGGUAAAAAACAGUUGACCAAUAAUCAAUAACUAUGACCCGUCUGUAGAAGCCGGGGUCCUAGCAAAAGUCUGGCAAGGUUGAGAACAUGUUGCGGAAAAUGUAAUAACGAAAUGACAACUUUUUUCUUUCUUUUCUUUUUGUUUUCACAGUCCUUGACAAACAAGAGAGAUAUAACUUUAUUUUUAAAUAAAGUUUUUUUUUUCUGUGACAA